AUGCGCUUCGCUUAUAUCGUCGUAAUGGUAUUUGCGGCCACGCUUUACGACAGUAGCACGGCACUCGACGAGGCGAAGGCCAAGACUUCGCUUGAGAUUGUCGAGCCAACCAAUCUAAAUGGCGAACGGUUGCUGCGGCGUGUCGAGAAGCCUGCAUCCGACGAAAAUGAGAUCGACGAAGAAAGAUUCGUCGCCAAGUUGCUGCAGAGAUUUAGAGGACGUCUUAAUGCAAGGGCCAUCCGGAAGGAAAAUAUUCGAUAUGAGGCCUGGCUUGCCCAUCUAAGGAAGAUUCAUGGAAUAAAUCAAUGA
Messenger RNA from Phytophthora nicotianae INRA-310, 309 nucleotides. RefSeq lists its product as hypothetical. NCBI's taxonomy places the organism in Eukaryota, Oomycota, Peronosporomycetes, Peronosporales, Peronosporaceae. The record is from RefSeq and is a predicted model, not a curated record. The coding region runs from base 1 to 309 and encodes 102 amino acids. The transcript has a single exon.